AUGUAAGAAGAAUUCAAAAACGAUGGAGCUUUGCCUACUGAGAAACUUCCAAUUAUACCCAACUAGUCUCAGUAGCAAGAUAUUACACUCACUGAAUCUAGCUACUAAACGGAAGACCAUAGAGAUAUUUGGGCUAAGGAAAAAGAUUUUAGAUUGUAUUUAGAGCGAAUACUAAUAUAAAAAAAGUUCUGGGAUGUAAUUGAUCAGACUUCGGGGCUCAUCGGCUUUAUUUCAUCUAUCCUCAACGUGGUAUUAACAUAUGUAGAGGACUAUAUGCAUGUGCAAAUGGACUGGUUUAACUAGCUUGAUUUAAUCAUCUGCUACAUAUAUCUCGCAGUAUAUGUAAUUAAAUUGUAUGUUUCCUAGCACAGACUCUAAUAUUUACUGAGUGUGCAAUCAAUUUUGGGAUGCAUGACGUUUGUUCCACUAAUAAUAAUCGUGACUCCAAAUAAAAGAGACAGCUCAUUUUACCUCAUUGCAUUCUCUAGAUACGUUAGGACGAUACUUUCAGCUAUGAUACUUGUUAAAUAUUAUAAGUUAGGUUAAACUGAUGUGGAUAGACAGAUUAAUAUUGUCCUAAUGACUAUGAUCUUAUUGAUGUACGUAUCCUGUGGAAUAUAUCAAGUGGUUGAGAAUUCAUCCCGAUUAGUACCCAUGAAAUUUCAUGAUUCUCUUUACUUUGUUGUUGUCACACUAUUUACUGUAGGCUAUGGAGACUUUUAUCCUGAUACUAUUUUUGGAAGGACGAUUGUUAUGUUCAUCAUUAUUUUCACUAUUAUUCUCAUACCUCAACAGACUAAUGAACUUCUUCGAUUAAUGAACUUGCAGAGUAGAUAUAGAAGAACUGCAUAUAAGUCAGUAGAAGUGAAGCAUAUUUUAGUAACUGGCUCGGUUGGCCUACAAGCACUAAAGAAUUUUUGUGAUGAGCUGUUUCACGAAGAUCAUGGAACCCAAGCAACUAAUGCAGUAAUUCUGUAAUAAGAUGAUCCUAAGCCUGAGAUGGAACUCUUUAUCCAAAAAUAUGGAAUGUUUCUGACCUACCUAUCAGGCAAUCCUAUGAAUUCUAGAGAUUUAAUGAGAGGUGAUACACAUAAAGCUGACUCAUGUGUGCUAUUAACAAAUAAAAAUUCUAAAUCUGCUGCUGAGGAGGAUCAUCUAAAUAUUCUUACUGCUCUAGCCAUUAAGAAAUAUGUAUACAACAGAAGUAAGGAAUUAAAAGAAGAGAGUAAAAGCAAUAUUAAGAUUUGCAUGCAAUUGAUUAAGCCAGAGUCAAAGAUACUCUAUUUCAAAUCUUUAAAUUUACCAUCUACUAAUGAUUAGCUUAUCAUUGUUGAAGAAAUUAAGAUGAACUUACUUGCCAAAUCAUGCUUUGCCCCAGGUUUGAUAUCAGUCAUCUCAAAUCUUUUUGCUUCAGCUGGAGAUAUAAAAACUGAUGAGUUUUAAGAAGAAUGGCUGAAAGAGUAUGCUGAGGGAAUGGGUCAUGAAGUCUAUAGAGUUUUAAUUAGUGAGAAUGAUUUUUUAGGCAACUUAACAUUCAAGGAUAUAGCUGAUAUUGGCUUCACUGAAUUCAGUGCUAUUAUUUUUGCUCUUGAAAUCGAAGUAAAGGCAUAUCAAGGUCAAAAGAGCAUUAUCAGAUUAAAUCCUCAUAAUUUUGAAUUCAAGGAAUGGAUUUCAUACAACUACUAUCUUUACAUCAUUUGUGAAGAUGAGACUGUUGCAAGAUCAGUACAAAAAUUAGACAUGCCAGAUGAAAAAUAUGAAAGUUACUUUAAAAGAGUAAGGUAUGAUAAGGUCAAAACAGUGACUAAUAAAAUAGAGGCAAGCAUUAAAGAGAAUCUAGUAGGAAGCCAAACUUUCAUGAUGGGCAGAUCAAACAGAAGAAUUAACACCCUAGAUGGGGAUGAUGAGAUGAAAUCUGGCUUGGUAUCAGGAAACUUCAUUACUAAUAGAGAUAAAGAUGAUGGCCCUGCAACUGCGAUAGGGGAUAAAAAUCAAUUGAUUGUUAAACCAAAGAAUAGCUAAAGUAAUUAUAAACUGCUUAAUGCUCUUGGAGAAAUAAAUGAUGGUAAAAAUAGAAAGGAUUCAUUCUUGAUGAACAACAUUUUCAUUGACCCAAUUGAAAAAGAUUAUGAUAUGCUAAGUAAGCCUUAAAGCUAAACUGAAGUUCAAAUAAAGGAUUCCAACAUUAAACUCAAGAAUCAUAUCGUGGUCUGUGGUAUUCAUUCCUCCAUUUAUCACUUCAUUCUACCAUUAAGGGCAAAGUACCUUAAAAACUAUUAACAGGAUAUUGUUAUAAUUACUCCAAAUUCCUCAAUCAAGGGAGAAAUAUGGGAUUCUAUUGCCAGAUUCCGAAGAAUCUACUUAAUUGAAGGAUCUCCUCUGUCCACAGAAAUCCUCAAAUAGGCUUAUAUUCAUAAAGCUGAUAAAGCAGUUAUUUUAGGUCAUGAUCCUACAAUUAAAGCUCAAAAGAAUCAUACAGAGUUAAAUGAUGAAAUGAUAGAUGCAUAAUCUAUUUUCAUAUAUAAAGCAAUAAAACGAAUUAAUCCUUAGCUCUAAAUUCUAACUGAACUUUCUUAUAGCUCAAAUAUAGACUUCUUGCUGCCAAAAAGUAAAAAAAAUCCUGAGUACACUUUUUCCACAUUGUACGCUGCUGGAGAAGUAUAUAUAGCAGCUACAAUUGAUACGUUAACAGCUUAAGCAUUUUAUAACCCUCAUGUAGUAACAAUUUUGCAAUAAAUCUUAGUGGGAAGAGGAGAACGAACUAUAAAAGAUGAUACAGAAGCUGAGAUAAUUGCUAAUUUUGACGAUAAACUAAGUUAGAGUAAUCUUUGGCAGAUUAUGGUACCUGAAGAAUUCAUCAAUAAAACAUAUGAUAAACUAUUUAAGUAUUUGCUAGACAAAAAUCUUGUUGCAAUCGGUCUUUACAGACUUCCUGGAGCAAACGAUAACUAAUUUCCUUAUUGCUACACUAACCCUGAUUAGAGAAGGACUACAAUCACAGCGAGAGAUAGGGUAUUUGUGCUUGGUAAAGAAAUACCUAAAGAUCUAAUAUUAGAUGUGAAUUUCAAGCAUUCUAAAGGAGAGGGAAUGAAAGACCUUAAAAAAAUGAAAUUGGAUGAUGAGAUGGAUGAUAAGAAGAUCUAAUAGCAAAUAAAUGCAGCUUAAGGCUUCAAAUACAAGGAUUACUAUGGAAUUAAACCUGAGAAAACACCUACAGCUUUGAAUAAUGACAGCAAAAGAGGAGAUGUAAAUAACUCUUUAAAUCAUAAUAAGAAUGCUCAUAAGAAAGAUGAUUAAGAUUACUUGCCUAAGCCUAAGCCAAUUUUCACUCAAAAAGACUCUACUAAUUCAGCUAAUGUUGAAGGAGAUAACAAUCAGAACUUUAAUCAUCCAACUGAAUUCAUGAGUGCAGCUCUGGAUAGACUGGAAUAAAAAAUAAAUCAAUUAGAAAAUAAGGUAUCAAAAGCCAAAGAAAUCAUGGGUAAGCAAGACGAAAACAUUAAGCUAGAUAUUUGUCAAAUAAGAAAAGAACUUAUAAUGGACGACAGUGUUACAAAUAAUUGA
Messenger RNA from Stylonychia lemnae, 3564 nucleotides. The record is from the annotation of a GenBank genome assembly. Lineage: Eukaryota; Ciliophora; Spirotrichea; Sporadotrichida; Oxytrichidae.